Messenger RNA from Fomitopsis serialis, 420 nucleotides. RefSeq lists its product as uncharacterized. NCBI's taxonomy places the organism in Eukaryota, Fungi, Basidiomycota, Agaricomycetes, Polyporales, Fomitopsidaceae. The transcript has 2 exons. The coding region runs from base 1 to 420 and encodes 139 amino acids. The record is from RefSeq and is a predicted model, not a curated record.
AUGCCGAGCCAUUCCGUCACGAAGAUGGGUAUAGGAAUUGGAGGUGAUUGCCCAUUGAGCGCGCUCAUCUCGUUCGAGUCCUCGCCAACACACAUCCGUGGACGUGUUAUUACAGUAGUCUUUGCCGACCGGGGCUCGCUGCAACGGCCGUCCUGUAUCGUCGUGCACGCCUACAAACCCAGCCUCGCCUUCAACGGACGCAUGCUUCCCGAGGACAUCGACCGCAUGCGGCGGAUCGCCAUCAGGCUCGACUGCGUGCCCGCCGCCGUCGCGCUCUACUUCCGGUUCGCCAUCCCGGGGACGCAGCGCUUCAGGCUUGACAUCCAGCGCAACGUUCAGAAGGCUGCGCGCGACAAUGACGAGUUCUCACGCUCCAGGGGGAGUACACAGUCGAUCUGGAAGCUGUCUCGAGACGCCUGA